AUGGCGGAUUUUGGAAGUGGAAGCGACCGCUUUGCUUGAAAGAUUUAUCGUUUCUUGAAUUUAUUGAACUAAAGGGUGUUUUAAGAGGCAAAUACCAGUUAGUGCAAUAUGACGUCGAAGGAAUAUCCGCCGAGAGUGGCCUCUGAAGUUGCCGUAGACCCUCAUGCACUGGACGUUUUUCAUGCCCAGAUUGAAGAUGUUGAAAUUCAAGAUCAUCGUCAGGUUUAUGUAGGAGUUCAUAUUCCUCUGCGACAAAGGAAACACCACCACCAUCAGCGCCAUCAUCACCGACGCAGACACAGGUCCUUACUCGAAUCCAAAGAUGAACUCUCGUCAGAUGCAGGGACACCAUCAUUGCCAACAGACAAAGUGCGCUUCAUUCUUGGUGGAGAAGAAGCUGAUCAAGAGCAACACAAAAUGUUCUCAGAAUUGCUGGAAUAUCAUUGUGAUAAAGAUGGUAAUGAAGAGUGGAGGGAAAUGGCUCGGUGGUUAAAAUUUGAGGAGGAUGUAGAAGAAGGUGGAAAUCGUUGGAGUAAGCCGCAUGUUGGUACCCUUUCACUUUACAGUCUGUUUGAGUUGAGAAGUGCACUUUUACGUGGAACAGUACUUUUGGACAUGAAUGCAACCAAUUUAUCUCAAAUUGCUGAUCUUGUCCUUGAUGAUCUGGUGAAUAAAAAUCAAUUGGAUCAGGACAACAGGCAGCAAGUACGUGAUGCAAUCUUAAAGAAGAAGCGUCACCAGGGAAACAAAACACAAAAGAAGAAGAGCUCCAACCCAAUGAGUAGCUUUGGAUCAUUUGCAAAGAAAAGCUCGACCGCUGGCUUCACUGACAUGUUCAAAAGAUCUGAUUCUUCCCAGAAGACAACUGCUCCAAAGAAUUUAGAGGUGGUGAACGAGGUAGACACAAAUGAUGGAGAGUUCCCACAUUUCCCAUCAGCUGCAGACUUGGUGGGAAAAGGGAAAGAGAGUGGUGUUAAUGGUAACGCAGGUCUUGACCAGACAGACUCUGAGACUUGCUUAGAAGCGUUUGAUGCCAACUUUAUGAAAAAGAUUCCUCAGGGCGCUAAAGCUUCCAAUGUCUUGGUUGGUGAGAUGGAUAUCAUCAAGAAGCCAGUGACAGCAUUUGUACGUUUGGAGAAUGCAUCACUCUUAGGUGACCUCACUGAAGUUCCUGUGCCAUCAAAGUUUAUAUUUCUCAUGUUAGGACCAUCUGGUACACCAGGAAGGUACAUGGAAGUUGGACGUGCUAUUGGGACACUGAUGUCUGAUGAGGUUUUUCAUGAGGUUGCCUACAAAGCACAAUGUCGUGAGGAUUUGCUGGCUGGAAUUGAUGAAUUUUUAAUGCAGGUAACAGUGUUGCCACCUGGUGAAUGGGAUCCCUCCAUUCGCAUUGAGCCUCCAGAUGCUGUUCCAGCGCAGGGAAAUCGUCUUGAGGUUGUGAAGUCUGGAGGUGGUGGAGAAAUGGAGGAACAUGAUCCGGCAGGAGACAGAGAAGAACAACUUCAGAAAACAGGAAGGUUAUGUGGUGGUCUCAUUGCGGACAUCCGACGUCGUGCUCCCUGGUACUGGAGUGAUUUUAAAGAUGCUCUGAACCCUCAGUGUAUUGCAUCAAUUAUCUUCAUUUACUUUGCUUGUCUCACACCAAUUAUUACAUUUGGGGGUUUGAUGGGGACAAAGACAGGGAAGAACAUGGCUGCUAUGGAGCAAAUUCUUGCUGGUGGAAUUGGUGGAGUCCUUUUCUCCUUAUUUGGUGGUCAACCACUUAUUAUUCUGGGUGCAACUGGGCCUAUGUUAGUGUUUGAAGAAAUUCUGUAUACAUUCUGUGAUAAAUUUGGCCUUGACUACAUGCCAUUCCGUUUAUGGAUUGGUAUAUGGACGAUGCUGUACUGUUUUGUCCUUGUGGUAACAGAUGCCAGUGCCCUUGUGCGUUACUUCACCCGUUUCACAGAAGAGUCAUUUGCCACCCUAAUUGCAUUGAUCUUCAUUGUUGAGGGUUUCAAGAAGUUGUUCCAUGUAUUGGAUGAUAGCCCAGUGAGUAAAGGUUACAUAACUAGUCACAGUUGUUUAUGCUAUCCGGGAGAAGAAGAUUCUUCCGGUCACCACGUGGCAGACAGCUCAUCUUUUUUCAACAUAACACCACUGGACUAUCCAAUCGGAGAUUGUGUAAGGUAUGGUGGUCAGCUUGUGGGUGAGGCAUGUCACUCUAAUGUGUUUUUCUUGUCGGUCAUCCUAUCUCUCGGAACCUUUUUCCUGGCAGUUACACUGAAGGAAUUCCGUAGCAGCAGCUAUUUCCCAACAAAGGUCCGCUCUGUAAUCUCUGAUUUUGCUAUCCUGAUUAGUAUUAUGGUAAUGGUUGGUGUAGACUUGGCAUUUGGCGUUAACACACCAAAGCUUGACAUCCCAUUGAAAUUUGAGCCAACAAACAGUAAAGAAAGAGGUUGGAUAAUCCCUCCUCUGGGUAAAAACCCUGUCUGGACCAUCCCUGCUGCAGCAAUCCCAGCUUUACUAGCCACUAUCUUAGUUUUCAUGGAUCAGCAAAUCACAGCACUGAUUGUAAACAGACGAGAACACAAGCUCAAGAAAGGAGCAGGUUAUCAUCUUGAUCUUCUACUUGUGGCUCUUAUCAUUGGUAUAUGUUCAUUGCUGGGUUUGCCCUGGGUUGUAGCAGCCACUGUUCUGUCAGUCGGUCAUGUGCAGAGUUUGUUUGUAGAAUCUCAGUGCACAGCUCCUGGAGAGAAAGCACAAUUUCUUGGUGUGAGGGAGCAACGUAUCACUGGAACAUUCAUUUUCAUCUUGAUUGGCCUGACUGUGUUUAUUGCUCCCAUACUUAAGUUUGUUCCAAUGCCUGUUCUUUUUGGUCUCUUCUUCUACAUGGGAUUCUCAGCACUUAGGGGACUGCAGUUCUUUGAAAGGUUAAAGAUCAUGUUUAUGCCUGUGAAGCAUCAACCUGAUUUGAUGUUUCUGCGACAAGUUCCUCUUAAGAGAAUCCAUAUCUUCACACUGAUACAGCUACUUUGUUUGGGUAUACUGUGGCUCAUCAAAUCCACGGAUGCUGCCCUGAUCUUCCCUGUUAUGGUAUUGAUGUUGGUUGCUGUGCGUAAAGUAAUGGAGAAGAUUUUCAACCUCCAUGAACUUGAAGUGUUGGAUGACUUGAUGCCAGAGAGCAUCAAAAAGCAGCAAGCUGAUGAGGCAGCAAAAAAGAAGGAUGAUGACUAUGAUUCCGAUGAUGAUUUAGAUGAUGAGGAUGGUUGUAAUCAUUACGAUGAAACUGAUGGUAAAAAGGCCCUCAGUGAUGGAAAGGAGUUAAAUGGCACUGCAAAUGUUGUAGCACCAAUGAAUAUCUCAGAGGAGAUGUGCAGGAGCUCACUGUGGAAACAGUUUGUCAAGGAUGGAACAACAGCAAAAAAUAGAAAGAACAAACCUAGUGAUAAAUCCAAGCAUAAACACAAACACCAUCACAAAAACAGGCACCAUCGCCACAAGAGAGAUCGUGAAGGAUCAGCCGAUGAAGAGGGACUGUGGAUGCUCGAGAAGAAGAAGGAAGAUGGUGAAGAUGCAGGACCUGAUGUUGAAAUGGGAAGAAAGCUCUCUACAAUAAAUGAGGACAAGCAGGAUAUUGUUAUUGACAUGGAGGAGAUACAGAAGUCUUUGCUUGAGUUGAAUGAAAUUGGCAACACUGUGACUGAUGAAGGAGCUGACAAGCAAACUCCGCGUGAUUCAGAAAAUCCUGUUUAGAAUGUUUCCUGCGUGAAUUCUGGCAUUCAUUUUAUACCGGUAUUGUUGAUCAUAUGAGAACAUAUUAGUAUGCAUACAUGAUUAAGAGGCAGUUGUAAUUGCAUAAAAUGGCACACUCUGAGGUUGCUACAGACAGCACAGCAACCCAAUUUAUUUAAUUAAUAUCUCCAGUAACACACACAAGUCAAAGUGCAGACACAUACAUGAUAUGAUAACUGUGGACUUUCAAUUUUUUUAAAUUUUAGAACUCAGAUUUCUCUUCAGGCAUGAUGAUAUGUAUUGACUGCAUUAAUUGAUGAAAAAACUCUGAUCGGUAACUAAAGGGUAGAUUAAAACAUAGUGGUGAAAAAGCUGUAUAGAAACGAGGUCUUUUGAUGGGGCAAGUAACUUGCGGUUAAAAAAAAAACUGCAUAAAAUCUAUUGUAAGAGUUGUAAUUGAAUUAGAAUUAUCUUGGAAAUUUAAUUAAUAAUCUGUUGAAAAAGAUUUGAUAAUUUGCAGUUUUGUUCACAUGAUCAUGUCUGAUAGGAAAUGUCUGUAUUGAACUUCACUGAUGUGUGGGUCACAAGAUGGUAUAAAAAAAAAUUCAGUUGGAAAAAAGCAUUCAGUUGGAAAACAGCUCUGUUAAGAUUGAUUGAGAAUUCAUGUUCUUGAAAACUACACUUAAGGUAGAUAAAGCAGUUUAGAAAAAGGCUUGUGUAGACAAUUUCAUUUUGUUGUUGUUUAAAACUGUAACAGGUUAGCUUUGAAGUUUAAAUGGUGAACAGUAACAUUGGAUUGUAUGUUAUAUUUAAUGAAUAAGCCAUCUAGGUGGUAAGAUAAAAUUAUGUCCAUAAAACAAAUAAACAAACACACUAACAAACAAGCUUCUCCAGCAAAGGUGACAAACAAUAUCAUGUAGCAGUUUGUGCUAAUAAAUUUCAGUAUUUUUGUAUUUUUAGUAAUUAAGGCAUAGCAGAGGCGGGUCCUCUUAAGAAUUGUUUCUAGCUUUUGUUAAUUUGGCCUUUUAAUCAUGGUUUGCCCUCUCUCGCAAGCCUAGUGACUAUGCAAACUCAGACCUCACAGGUGGGCUCAUAUUUUUUCACUUCCCUGGGAUGGUAUUAGUUUCACUUCAUUUCAAGGUUUUCUUUCAGUUACUCAGCCAGGAUUUAAUGACCAAAACUCAACAGACUCAAUCCUGUAAUAAAGCAAUCUAUUUUGGCACUUAAUUUAAAAUGAAACAAGUUUGGGACAAUCUUGUAUUUGUGAAUUUCAGAAGUUAUUUAUUCCAGCUUAAUGCGAUAACUAAAGGGGAACCGUCCAAUUUUUUAACUUUGUAGUAGAACAUUUUCUGUGUUUGUGGGUGUACUUUCAAUUUUUGCAUUUGAUUUUCCAGUGGUGGUCUUACCACUUAAGUUUGAAUCCUUCUUGACAGUAAUUUACACUUAAUCAAAUAUUUGCUUUUGUAACUAAAUGUACUGAUUUUUUAUGGUUUUCAGUUAGUGAUAACAUCAAUCAGUUUGAUCUUGUGAUUAUGUUUACCUUAUAUUUGAGUAGUGCUAUUUAGAGAGCACUGUAGGUUAAAGCUGUAAAUUUUUGAUAAGAGAUAUUUGACAGUAUAUUAUGGAAGUUGUUCAGGAAGUAGUUGCCAAUCUCUAUGUUACACCUGAUGUUGUUAAAUUUAUUCUUGGUUCUAAUUUCACCAUUAUUUGUUGCUGUGUAUAGUAAUUGAUGAAUGAACUACACCUCAUACAUGAGCUUUGAACCAAGAAUAAAGCUUGACAAUGACAGACUCAUUUCUUCAGGUUUAUAUCUUCAUUUUGGUUUUAAAUUGUUUAAAUCAGUUGGAAUAGAACAUUUAUUUUUUUUAUUUUCCUCAAUUUCAGAUGAUCAUGAAAACCAAUCUGAUCGCUUAGAAUUUUAAACCUUUAUGAAUUUUUAACCUUACUGUAAACAAGUUUUAUUCACUGCACAUAUUCCAAACUUUUAGAUAUGGAUGUAAAAAGUAUUGUAAUGUUAGAAUAUUUAUGGUCCAAACACACAUUAAGUUAAAAAUUAGUUUGUAAUUAGUAAGAUUACCUUAAUAAAAAUGAAUGUCUUGUGUUCACUGGAACAAUUUUUUGUAAUUCUCAAGACUCAAAUAUCUGAUCACAAUAGCUUGCAUUUUGAGAACCAAUACAAUGUCUUAGUUAAUAAUUAUGUUUUUUCGUUGUUGUUGUUGUUGUUGUAAAAACUUAUGGAGAGUAAUUUUGUCAAGAAAGCGAGAUUAUUUUGAGAAAUGAUUAUAAGAAGAAGGUGCUAUAUUUACUGUAAAUGAACUUGGUAUGUAGGCCAAAAGCCUUGUUCAGAAUUCAUCAAGUAAACUAUUGUCAAUUUGUGCAAGUGUUUCUGGAUAUCAAAUAAAGUUCACUCAUUCACAUGA
This is a messenger RNA of Stylophora pistillata, 6134 nucleotides long. Its product is annotated as electroneutral sodium bicarbonate exchanger 1. Lineage: Eukaryota; Metazoa; Cnidaria; Anthozoa; Scleractinia; Pocilloporidae. Gene Ontology annotation, cellular component: plasma membrane. Gene Ontology annotation, molecular function: sodium:bicarbonate symporter activity; solute:inorganic anion antiporter activity; monoatomic anion transmembrane transporter activity. The record is from RefSeq and is a predicted model, not a curated record. Gene Ontology annotation, biological process: bicarbonate transport; transmembrane transport; regulation of intracellular pH.